AUGCCUUUCUCAAACAACACGUGGAUUGCCUGCCGGAAAACGGGGGCACACGAGUGGCGGUGGAGUCGGAUGGGCCCGAUAACCCGCCCCGCAACGACUCCUUGCUCCAAAUGGAAGAUCCACGACAACGGCGGAGCCCCGGCGGCGGUGUCUGCCAGGUGGCUCGCCGCCAAGCUGUGGCGGGAAGAGCCAAAGUCAAAGGUUGACCACAAAAUGUUGACUGAAGUCAAACAUUUGACUGAUGACGUCAAGACAGAAAGACAAAUUUACAAAAAGGCCCUCGCCACAAAUUCCAAAUUACGAGCCGACAUUGAUCGGGCCAAGUCAAUGGGCAACAAAUUCGUGCACGAACGUGCCAGAGAGAAGGCGAUACGAGAAUCACUUGAAAAUGCCCGUAUCAAAAUGAACAAAAAGAUUCGGGUGAAAAAAGAUGAAGUUGGGGAGUUGAGGGGUCAAAUUGCAAGAAUUCGGGAGGAGGUCGAGAAUGAGAAGCACAAGCUAAGGGUCUUGGAGGCUUGGGGCGAAGAACACGCGCGGGUGAAGUUAGCAGAGGCUAAGUUGAUUUUGGAAGAUAAGCUUUGUUUGAUUAAUAGUCUAAUUAAGGAUAUUAAGGGGUUGUUUGGUUGA
This is a messenger RNA of Striga hermonthica, 627 nucleotides long. The record is from the annotation of a GenBank genome assembly. NCBI's taxonomy places the organism in Eukaryota, Viridiplantae, Streptophyta, Magnoliopsida, Lamiales, Orobanchaceae.